Gracilinanus agilis (Agile Gracile Mouse Opossum) is the source of this 2496-nucleotide messenger RNA. RefSeq names its product kelch like family member 1 (gene KLHL1). Gene Ontology annotation, molecular function: protein binding. The record is from RefSeq and is a predicted model, not a curated record. The coding region runs from base 1 to 2187 and encodes 728 amino acids. Lineage: Eukaryota; Metazoa; Chordata; Mammalia; Didelphimorphia; Didelphidae. The transcript is spliced from 11 exons.
AUGUCAGGCUCCGGGAGGAAAGACUUUGAUGUGAAACAUAUCUUGAGACUCCGUUGGAAACUCUUCAGCCACCCUUCCUCUUCUCCUGGCGGGCCGGCGGGGGGCAGCUGUCUCCAGCAGGACAGUAGCGGCAGCUUUGAGCAUUGGGGACCAAGCCAGAGUCGUCUUGUAAAAAACCAGGAGAGGGGCAGCGGAGGCACCUUCUGGAAAAAGUCCUCCUCUUCCUCGUCUUCUUCCUCUUCCUCUUCUUCUUCCUCUUCCUCUAACCCGCUCAAUGGCACCCAGACCUCCGCUGCAACCAGAUUGCAUCAAGGAUUACCUGGUCAGAGCCAGCAGCAUUCUCCCCGGACAGUCUUCUACGUGGAGUCCCUAGAGGAAGAGGUGGUGCCAGGCAUGGAGUUUACCAGAGAACAUGAAAAGACCUUGGUACUUCAAGAGAUGAAAGUUGAGUCUGUGGACUCUGGCCAGGCAACAGGUGAAGGAUGUGGACACAGGCUGUCAGCAACAAGCCAUUCUCUGACACCCCAAAGUGAUAUGGACUCCAGUAGCUCUGAGGAAUUCUAUCAGGCAGUUCACCAUGCUGAACAAACCUUCCGGAAGAUGGAAAGCUACUUGAAACAGCAACAGCUCUGUGAUGUGAUCCUGAUUGUGGGCAAUCGCAAGAUUCCUGCUCAUAGAUGGCUUUCUUACCAGGGUACAGAUAAAUUCUUCUCAAGGUUUUUGAAAAAAAGGUCAGGAAAACUAAAAGUUUUAUGGGGUUGCCUAGAACUAAAGGAAGACACUAUUGAAAAUCUUCUGGCUGCUGCUUGUCUUCUUCAGCUUCCUCAAGUAGUAGAAGUGUGCUGUCAUUUUCUCAUGAAGCUUUUGCAUCCAUCAAACUGUUUGGGGAUACGGGCAUUUGCAGAUGCUCAAGGGUGUAUUGAACUCAUGAAGGUGGCUCAUAGCUACACAAUGGAAAAUAUAAUGGAAGUUAUCAGAAAUCAAGAGUUUUUACUCCUCCCAGCUGAGGAGCUCCAUAAGCUGCUGGCCAGUGAUGAUGUGAAUGUUCCUGAUGAAGAAACCAUCUUCCAUGCCUUGAUGAUGUGGGUUAAGUAUGACACACAGAGGAGAUGCAGUGACCUAAGCAUGCUUCUUGCCUUUAUAAGACUGCCACUGCUUCCACCCCAGAUUUUGGCUGAUCUUGAAAACCAUGCUUUAUUUAAAGAUGACUUAGAAUGUCAAAAACUGAUCCUGGAAGCUAUGAAGUACCAUCUACUGCCGGAAAGAAGAACAUUAAUGCAAAGCCCAAGAACUAAACCAAGGAAAUCUACUGUUGGAACCCUAUAUGCCGUAGGGGGAAUGGACAACAACAAAGGUGCUACUACUAUUGAGAAGUAUGACCUCAGAACUAAUUUAUGGAUCCAGGCAGGAGUGAUGAAUGGCAGAAGGUUACAGUUUGGUGUGGCUGUCAUUGAUGAAAAGCUCUUUGUUAUUGGUGGUCGAGAUGGCUUAAAGACCUUGAACACAGUUGAAUGUUACAAUCCCAAAACCAAGACUUGGACUGUUUUGCCGCCAAUGUCAACACACAGGCAUGGUUUGGGUGUAACAGUACUCGAAGGUCCAAUUUAUGCUGUUGGAGGUCAUGAUGGCUGGAGCUACCUGAACACAGUGGAGAGAUGGGAUCCACAAAGUCAGCAGUGGACGUUUGUUGCCAGUAUGUCAAUAGCUCGGAGCACAGUUGGUGUGGCAGCAUUAAAUGGCAAGUUAUAUUCAGUUGGAGGCCGUGAUGGAAGCUCUUGUUUGAGUUCAAUGGAAUACUAUGACCCUCAUACCAAUAAGUGGAACAUGUGCGCCCCAAUGUGUAAGAGAAGAGGAGGAGUAGGAGUGGCCACUUGCGAUGGCUUUCUGUAUGCGGUAGGAGGCCAUGAUGCUCCAGCUUCAAAUCACUGUUCUCGUCUGUUAGACUAUGUGGAAAGAUAUGACCCCAAAACAGACACGUGGACCAUGGUGGCUCCUUUGAGUAUGCCUCGAGAUGCUGUUGGAGUGUGUCUGCUGGGAGACAGAUUAUAUGCAGUAGGUGGAUACGACGGUCAGUCCUACCUGAACACUAUGGAAUCUUAUGACCCACAAACUAAUGAAUGGACACAGAUGGCUUCCUUAAACAUUGGAAGAGCAGGUGCCUGUGUCGUAGUCAUCAAGCAACCUUGACCUGCUUUCAUUGUUUGGAAUUUGACUCACUGCAGUGAUUAUUUUUCUAUCACAUGAUAAGAAUGGUAACUUUAUAAGAACAAGAUUUUAUGAAAAUUGAGCUACUGAUGUCAAAGAAGGUGGAGAUCAAAAAGAAUGAAACAAAGAAAGAAAUAAGAGAACAAUAGUCUGUUUAGAGGACAAAUGUCUGGCCAUCUUGUAGUUAGCUGAGGAACUGUUACUGGUACUUUGUUUUGUAGAAUAUAUAAUGACCAGAGAUACCAAAAGUUGUGAAUUUUUUAAAAAUCAGCUGAAAGAUGAGAAACAGGU